ACUACGGCUCCCGGCAUGCAGCCCGGUGGCCAUCGCCCCUGCGGGGUCGGUGCCGUUCGGGUGCCGGGUUUUUGGGGGGCCUGCUGGCGGCGGCACGGCUCGCCGGGGGGGCUCGGCCACAGGGAGCGAGGCGGCGCUUUGGUUUCGCUGCUGGGGUUUGUCCUGGCAGCUGCCUCACAGCUGAGCGAAGCGCCCAGGCCGUGUGCGCUGCUGCCGGUACGUGCCGAGCUUUCCCCGUCCCUGCGUCCCCCCGGUCCCUCGGCGUUUUCAGGUCUUGCUCCCUCCUGGGCUUGAGGAGAGGGGAGGAAGCUCCCUCCCCGGGUUCAGCUGGCCUCCGAGGGCGGGGAGGCACAUCUGCACUGCUGUCUUCCUCCUUUUUGUCCAGCACCAGCGUCUAGUCCUGGCAUGUCUCUGCAUAGCAAAGGGCAGAGACACCCAGGCUUGAUUUUUUUUAAUUUUUUUUCAGGUUUUCCUCCUGAUCCUGAGGAUGGUUUCAGGGGUUGGGCAGUGAUCUGGCGGCUGAAAGUUGGUUUUCCUAGACUCCUGACGCUUCCCCAGCCCGGUACCUGCCCUUACUGCUCCGUGCCUGCCCGUGCUUGUCCCCUUUCGGUGCUAGGUCUGGUGGCAUCAUCACGCACAGUGUGGAAACCCACAGUGCCUGGGGGGCAGGAUGCUUUCUGGGUACAGAGCGAGGAAACGUGUCAUCCCUAUGCAUGUGGCAGCGGAGGUAAAGGGAAGAUACAAAGCUGUACGGGUUAGGAAAAUGGUGUUCUGGUGUUCUGAGAGGACUGUCAGCAUGGCUGCGAUCGAGUUAUCGGAGACUUCCCUGGCUGGAGGAAUUAAUGAGUCAGGUUUGAAGCAGGACAUGUGUGAAGGGCAACGCGGGCGAGAUCCCAGAGGGAGUCAUUUGUACGCUAGCAGAUGGCUCGUGGAGGAUGUCGUGGGUGAUUCUGCAGCGAAAAUCUCCUGGAGGUUUUGCCUGGUCCCUUUCCAUCUCACACCACAGCUGGGACCCCCUCCCUCCAGUGGGUCGCGUGGGUCCCUGCACCCGGGUAACAGCUGCGUGUUUCUGGUCUGCUCUCCUGUUUGCAGCACCUGGCAGCUCUGCUUCCCGGGGCAGUCUUCUCUGAGCAGCUCUUCGUUUGUUUUUCCAUUUCUCUUGUGCUCACAGGUAAGCGAGCCAGGUUGCUGUAACCUCCAGAAAACCUGGCCUCAAAACGUUUGAGGUUUGCUCUGAAAACUAUUUUAUUUAACUGGGAAGCUGCCUUGCACACAUCUUUGUCCUCUCUUUGCUCCUCUCCUUCGUGGUCUCCUUUUCUUGGCCUCUCCAGUGCUUAGCAGAUGAUUAAUUUUCCCCGUUUCUGUCGCUAUCCCCAGCUGAUUGUGAACCCUGUGAUAACAGCAGCCGAGCUCGCGUGCUCUGCAUCUCAGAGCUGCAGGACAGGCCGGUGGUCUGCAGCCAGGGCCGCCUGCCUGGUGGCCUGGACCACCCCCAGCCGAGCAGUGCGGUGGCAGAACAGCACUUGGAUGGAAGCCUGCGGAGAAGUCCUGUGUGCUGCAAGAAGUACAGUCAGCGAUUCAGCUGGAAGUGCUUUUAAUAAUGAACCCAUGUCCCGGGCCCGGGCUGAUGCCAACACUGUGAUUGUUGUUGGAGGUUAACAGAGACGCAAAGCCCUUUGUGCAGGAGCUGAAGUGAUAAUCCACAUCUCCUGGCCUCAGCCCACGGGGGGGUGAUCGCUGCCUUCCUGGGAAGGGUUUCUGCCAGUCCCUAUCGGAUGGAUCGCCCUCGCUUCCUGUGCCACGGCAGCAUGUGACCCAACGGAGCCAAAACCAGCAGCCCCAAGACCACGCUGCGGGUGCUGAGAGCUGCCUUUCCUGUCUGCUUCAGCCCAGUGCCCAGGCAUCAAAGCAGCAGUGCUGGUGGAUCGUGACCACAACAGAGCUGUGUUGCAUCUGCAAAUCUACUUCACACAUCAAGGGUGCCUCUGAGCAGAGCUACUGUGGAGACUGAAGAGCUGGAGAGGACGGCGCAAAGGUUCGGAGGCACACCGUGAUGGUGGGAGCCAUUCCACGGCAGCCACGCCGCUUCUGGGGGGUGCCUGGCUGGCAGGUGUCUUCAGCGAGCUGUGCCAACGACAGCCCACGGCGGGACGGGGAGGUUGAUCCGGAGCACGGUGGGGUUCUGCUGCAGAGGGAUGCUGCGCUGCAGCACACCCCGUAACGGGGGGCUCACUCGGACGUCCUGAGGGAGAGGGUCCAGCUCCUGCCUCUGCCCUCCCACCAUCACCUGUGGCACUUUACAGUCCCCCUCCUGCUGCUGCAUGGGCUGUCCUGGCUCCAGCUCCUCGUGGGGCCCAGCCAAGUGAGGCUCCAUGCGGCACAUCCACGCGGAGACGUCCCUGCCCCCGGAGCCCAGCGCGGACUCCGGCCUGCCCCGACCCAGCGGAGAGGCGGCCUUGGAGCCUUCCUCGCAGCGCUGCACCCACCGCGGCAUCCUCAUGGGCUACAACGAGACGGAGAUCAAGCGCCAGAAGGUUUACCAGGUCUCCAUCUUCUCCCAUCUCUCCAGCUCCAACGAGAGCACGGAGCAGCGGGCAGGCAGCCGGCCGGCUGUCAAGAGGGGCUACCCCGAGCAGCGAACUCCGGAGGGGGUGCGGGAUCCCAAACGAACUCACUGGGGUGGCGGGGGGGUGGAUGGCAAGUGCGACAGGGGCCCCGGGCCGGCUGCCCUGGAGGAUGACGAUACCUUCGAGGACGGUCUGCUGGUGGAGGAGCUCUCCCUGUGCGGCUCUGCCCAGCACUUCUCCCAUAGCGGGCUGCGGGUGGUGGAGCACCGGUGCGAGGGCAGCCCCAGCCGCAGCCCCAAGGCCAGCAGAGAGGACAAGCCGCAGGAUGCCUCCUCCUCCUCCAGGCCUCAGCACAUCGCUUGCAGUACUUUGCACACGAGAGAUGGUUGUCCCGUCCCGCCGGGGGAUCAGCCCGCGGACUGCGGGGAGAACGGGGAGCGGGCGAGUGGCCACAACCUACUUGACCUUGAUUUGCACAAUAUUGCACAAACGUCCCAGCUGGACUCUGGUGGGAGGAGAGAAAAGCCAGGGAGCAGCCCUGCUCAGAGCAGCAGGGCUAGCGGAGGAGAGGAAUGGCCAGUGGCGGCCAACGGGUGCAAGGAGCCCCCGGCUCCACAGACAGUGCUCAGCCCCGAGCCUGGCAGCCUGAGCUCCCCGGAGAAGACGCCUUGCGGGAGCAGCCGGGUCAGCGGCAGCAGCUGCCCGGCCAAAAGGAAGCUGCUGCCCGCUGGUGAGGUUGUGGCCGACUCCUGCUCCGAGGACGAGAGCCUGUCCUCACCGGCGAGGAAGAAGAGGGCCCUGCCUUGCCACCCGGUGCCCACAUCCUGCCGCAGCACCGACGCCAAGGGGGCCCCUUUCUGGAAUCACCUGCUCCCUGCCGCCAAGAGCUCUGCAGAUUGCACUGCGGUCGGGAGGAGGCUGAAGAGCGGGCUGCGCCUCAAAUCGCGACAUCUCCGGAGCAGCCUCCGGAGGGGAACCCGCUCCUCUGCAGCACCCUGGGCCACCACCACCGUCAGCCAUGCUCUGCUGGGCAACUUUGAGGAGUCCAUCCUGAAGGGGCGCUUUGCACCGUCAGGACGCAUCGAGGGGUUCACAGCAGAGAUUGGUGCCAGCGGCUCCUACUGCCCCCAGCAUGCCACUCUGCCUGUGGACGUCACCUACUUUGACAUCUCUGAACACAGCGCGCCCUCACCUUUCCUGGGAGUGAUUGACUUGGAGGCCUUGGGAAAGAAGGGUUACAGUGUCCCCAAAGCUGGAACCAUCCAAGUGACCUUAUUUAACCCCAACAAGACUGUGGUGAAGAUGUUCUUGGUGACGUACGACUUCCAGGACAUGCCGGCCAACCACAUGACCUUCCUGCGCCACCGCAUCUUCCUGGUGCCUGUGGGGGAGGAAGAAGGGGCCACUGUGGCCCCCAGCGAGCCACCGGGCACCAGCCCGCCCCGCAGGGUCCUCUGCUACCUGAUGCACCUGAGGUUUCACAGCUCCAAGUCGGGGAAGAUCUACCUUCACGACGACAUCCGGCUGCUUUUCUCCCGCAAGUCGAUUGAGGUCGACUCGGGGAUCCCCUACGAACUGAAAUCUUUCACGGAGAUGCCAAGGAACCCCUGCUACUCGCCCUGGGCCUGACCUUCUCUCUCGCCCCGGGGCUGCCAGCCCGGUGCUUCGGGGAGAGAUGAGUAAAGGAGAGAUGAAGCGCUGCCACCUCCAAGUGUCACCCUCCUCACCCACCCUGAUGUCGUGGCUGUGCCCCCCGCCAUCACCGAAGGGGCUUGACGAGGAGGGACGGGGACAGCCCCGGCACCCCAGGGACGUGCCCAGGGCUUUCGCCGGUGCUGCUCCGAGCUGGGAGGCACGGCUGGAGGCGAGGGGGGAGGCUGCCUGUGCCCGUCCCUGGGGCACGAGCGGAAAGCGUGGAAAGUUUGUAUUUAUUAGUAUUUAUUGUCACUGGGGGGGGUGGAGGAUCGAGGGCGCUGCUCUUCCCCUACAGGUGUGGGAUGAGGACCCGAACAGCGGGGGCUGCACCCCCAGCCCCAUGGGGCUGCCAGGGGACAGCGGGGGUGGCCGUGUCCCCCUGUGGAGGGAGCGGGCGGCCGAGUUGUCAGCGGGGGGGGGACUCUGUUAAAAGCUGGGGGGCUCUGUUAAAAGCCAGUGGCGAGGCUGAGACUCGCUGGGCGCCAUCUCGGUGGUGGCUGAAACAUCGGGGGGUGCGUGCUGGUGAAUCCCCUCACCCCUGCGGCUGGGGAAUGACAGAGGAAGGGGGCCAGACCCGGGCCAGCCUGGAGCAAGGGAGCCCCGCGGGUCGCAGUGUGUGUGGGGAGAUAAAUUUGGGGUGGGGGGAGAGACCGGGGGGGGUGGGCCGCCUCAGCAGCGAGCUGUCCCCCUGCCGGAGCGCCGCACCGGUACUUCUGUGUUGGGUUUUAUUUAAUAAACGUUUGGAGACCGAG
Cygnus atratus (black swan) is the source of this 5014-nucleotide messenger RNA. It is a transcript of the gene ATOSB, whose product is annotated as atos homolog B. The coding region runs from base 2373 to 4196 and encodes 607 amino acids. The record is from RefSeq and is a predicted model, not a curated record. The transcript is spliced from 11 exons. Lineage: Eukaryota; Metazoa; Chordata; Aves; Anseriformes; Anatidae.